Molecule: messenger RNA, 3159 nt
Organism: Perkinsus marinus ATCC 50983
Lineage: Eukaryota; Perkinsozoa; Perkinsida; Perkinsidae
Exons: 2
Coding region: 1-3159 (1052 amino acids)
Source: RefSeq, a predicted model, not a curated record
AUGGGUAAGUUACGCACCACCAUCCGCGUCAGCCCACACGGUAUGCAUGUUACUACCAACGACGAGCACGACUUCAGCCCUUACUCGGCUCCUAAAGAAGUACGGUUCAAUGACAACUAUUCUACAGCUAACCAGCUGGAGAAAGACCAACAGGAGAUCACGGCUAUGUACGUGAUCAACCAUAUACGUCAACUAUUCCUACUUCAAGACUCUGGUACCGAGCCAUCUGAAGCGGAUCUACACAAGGCCCUCUUCCCUACGACGAGGACUUACCCAGACGACUUGUUUGUGGGCCAGGCCGACUGUAGCCAAUCGGGAAAAGAUCCUAUGACGAACGACUACUAUGUUCACUAUACUUCUGCUGCAUCGACGAGAACAUCCCCCAACGUGGAUUUGGCUACCCCCCACCAUGACGAGAACCACGACAACGACGAUGUGGUAGACAACAACUUCGACGACAAUCUACCUCCUUGGGAUGUCCUCUUACGUCAUUGGAUGUGGGAUGCCAAGACACCCCUAGGUAGAGUAUGUGUACGGUUACCCUGGUUGGGAGAAGAACGUCCACCUAACAACUUCAAUAACGCUGCACAUCGUGGUACUGCUUCUACGAGACGACUCUCUCCAGAACAACGUGAUGCUUUUGAGGCAGCACUACAAGUAUAUACUACUCGAGGAUUCUGCACAAUCGUCAAGAACAACUAUGUCGACGGUACUCUCGAGCCCCCAACCUUUGACGAAUGUCAGACGGCAUGGGAUGUUAUGACACGUGAUACGGCUUUGGAGGGCACUGUCGUUAUUAAGCCCUACCAUUAUACGCCAUCACACAUGGUCUUUAGAGACAGUCAUCCUACGACGCCUUGUCGUAUCGUUCUAGACUUCCGUACGUUGAACAAGUUCACUAAACGUGGCGGUAAGACCCAGAACGACCUACAAGGAGUACUACUACAGCUGAGGAGCUUUCCCUACUUCAUCUCUGCCGACGUCUCCAAGGCAUUCUGCCAGAUGAAGGCUUCAUUAUACGACGUUGGCUAUUCCAGUUAUACGUGUAUUGGGAACUAUACUGUCCUAUGGUCGAGUAUCGCCUUUGGCAGUAAUAAUGCCCCCUGUAUGCUAGAGGCAAGUAGCCACGACGUGGUACUGGAAAUGGAACGACUUCUAACGUCUUCUCUGUCUGUACAACGUGAGGUACACAAGGCCGAAGUUACCGGUUCACCACCACGACUACUCUCUAACGUGCAGAUCGAGCAGGCACUAUUAAUGCCCUCUGCGACUGGCGUAGAGUAUAUAUUACGAGGUCCUUCUAUACCUACUAGAAUGUUACUACUCAAAUACGUUGAUGACCUCUAUUACGGUGGGAGAACUAGAGAGGAAGCACGACUUGGUUACGAGUUCGGCUCUCACGUCUUCACUGGACAUGGCUUCGGUAAUGACCCCGUUAUGUCCUUCUGCAACUGGUUGACUGCGGACGGUAACGACGGUGCCAAGAAGUCCGUCCUUGGAUACCUGCUCAAGUUAGACGUCGACAAACUCCACGCGGUUUACUCCGGCUACGUGCCAGAUGGUGAAGUCACUAAGUUACAGGCUUGUGCAGCCUUGGCUUCUCUCUACGACCCUCUUGGCCUCUACGUUGAGCUAGACAUACAAGGACGACUACUUUGGCGAGAAGUCUGUCAGGCUCAUAAAAACUGGGACGACAAGCUCAACGAUGAUUUGGUCCAUCGGAUCAAAGUAUGGGCAACGCCGUGCACAGAAAUAACUACGUCAAUAGGCUUCGAGAGGUUCAUUGACUUGGAGAAUUACCCCUUACUGGUCUCAUCAGAUGCAUCUGGUGAGUGUUGGGGUGUGGACGUGAGGUGUACCACUGGUGAAGAUACUACUACUAGGGUCAUGACUCGUGGAGGAGUCUUCCCGAGCUCACAGACUAAGUGGACUAUUCCACGUAAGGAGCUGGUCGCUGUACACCACGCCCUCACUUGGAUACGUUCUACAUCAACCUACUUACCCAUCAAGACUUGUCUACGUCCUCACCAGUCACCUCUAGAACCCUUGGUACCUAAUCUACCAGCUCGACAAGUCGUUCUCCUAUGUGACAGUGAGAUCACGGUAUAUCGGUUACGACGUCCCAGUAGGGACGAGAAGCUACCUGUCGUUGAACGACGAAGACUGAAGGAGAUUAGAGAGAUGUGCCGACAGUUAGACGUUAUCAUCAAGCACAUACCCUCUGAGUUGAACUAUGCCGACUCGAUAUCACGAGCUAAGAUCAACGACAAAGUCAUUGACGGUACCCACGUCUGCAAGGCGAUGUCUAUCAGCGAAGUGGUUUUUGACCAUAGGAAGAUUACGGAUGACGAGAUGGCUGAGAACAUAGUCGAGACCAACGAUGAAGAACCGUGCUCACAAUAUACCACUUCUCCCGUGGCUAACGCCACGGAAUCAACAACUGCAACCACCAACGGCAGGGACGCCCAAUGUAUCCCUACUCCCGUGGCUAACGCCACGAAUACGUCAACAACAACCACUAGUGCUAAACUAGUAGAGGAAGUUACUACUUCUCCCGUGGCUAACGCCACAACCAACUCUUCAACUGUCGGUGCUCUGGUGAUGACUCUCAACUGUGACGGUAUUGACCUACCCAACUACGGUUCCCUUACCACUGAACAACAAGAAGAACUACGUGAACUCGCACGUUAUGCCAAGCCCGUGGAAGAGAUCGACCCAGAGCUACUACAAGAUGGUAACUACGAAGACCGUAUCAGUGCUUGCGUAAUACGUGCGCAAGGGUUGGACGACGACUUGAAGGACUUCAAGAAUCUUCUCCUUGAGAAGGUCACCUACAAGGAGCUCGGCAUGAAGGGUGGUAAACUAAGAAGGUUGGCUCGUAUGGUUGGUCUCUCGUUGAAGGACUCCUGCCUCUAUAAGGGUACGUUUCUGUCUACGUUGUCCGAUCACGCUAAGUCCAACAACUGUACUAACGUGGUUCACGACUUGCACCAGAACCUAGGGGAGUCUAUGGCUAACGUCUUUGCCAAGUACGAGCAUGCUAUUCAGCUACUGAGCGUCGACAGUGUGGAUGCAGAGGCACGUCUCGACUCUCUGAGACAGGCCGAGCAACGUGUCUACUAUCGUGACUACGUUAUGAUCGAGAACGACACCAACUAG